Messenger RNA from Lasiosphaeria miniovina, 603 nucleotides. RefSeq lists its product as uncharacterized. The record is from RefSeq and is a predicted model, not a curated record. The transcript has 6 exons. The coding region runs from base 1 to 603 and encodes 200 amino acids. Lineage: Eukaryota; Fungi; Ascomycota; Sordariomycetes; Sordariales; Lasiosphaeriaceae.
AUGCAGUCGGGGUCCGUCCUUAAGAGCCCCGCGUCUAGAAUCCGAGCCUCGUUCCAAGUACUUGGGGUGAUGAGACCCAACCCUCAGGACCCUGCCGCCCGGGUGCUGGUCGAGAGCCUUCCAGCUGAAGCCGAAACAGUCAGCCAAAUGCGUGCUCUCGUCCGAAGGCAAUGGGGUCCGAAGACGAUCCGUGCGAUAGUUCAGAUGAAAGAGUACGACGAUGUUGGAAGCACGUGCCUGGACCCCUUCUGCACCCAGCGAGCUUUCCACCUCUCCGCUGGCGCUCUGACGUGCCUGACCUGUGGCUUCACGGACGGCGAUCAAGCCACACUUGGAACGCCGUGGACGUACACCGACCGACCUGAGGCUGGAAACGGAGUUUCGUCUGUUAUUGGUCAGGUCGCCAAGACCAGACCACUAGACUACAAGGCAAUCUCGUACACGUGGGCGGACGAGUCCGGCAACGCCGCCGCCAAGGACCGCGAAAUCUACCUCGGGGGUUUCACCCUGAAGAUGACGACAAACUGCGAGGCGGCACCGAAGCCGGUCCGCCUAGAGUUAAGAGUCAGGGUAGUCUGGAUCGAUGCCGUGUCCAUAAACUAG